AUGCAAGCUCGCUACCAGGAUAGGCGAUCUACGUCUUGCUCGCCCACCUGGAGGCGCAUGCAGCAGGCAAGGGAGUUUCUUGAAGAUAAUAUUAUCUAUGUUUUAGGUGAUUUAGUUUGGCAGCUGUCCUCGUUUGGCAACUUCAGUAUCUCCUCGGCUUAUGAGGCCCUCCGGCCUAGGAUGGGCACCACCUUAUCAUCGGAGUGCACUUGGGCGACCGGAAUUCCCUCGAAAAUUUCGGUUUUUAUGUGGAAGUUAUUGAGGAGGUUACUCCCGUUCCCGGACGUUAUUGAGAGGUUUGGAAUUUGCAUGCCUUUGAGGUGCCCUCUCUGCCUUAAUGCGUGUGCGACCCUGGAACAUUGCCCUGUGCUUUGCAGCAAAGCUCGGAUAGUUUGGAUCCACUUUGUUGGCUUCUUCGGCUUAUCUUUGUCUUCUUCAGCUUCUGUUCGAGCAACUUGUCACUCUUGGUGGCUGCUACCCUCUUCCACCUCCGCCGUGCGCUGCAUUGUUUGUCUGUUGCCGUGCCUUAUUCUCUGGUUUAUUUGGAUUGCUUACAACGAAUGCUUACACGAUGGCUCGACCUUCUCACCCUCAGGUCUGAUCAAACGUAUAAGUCGGGAGUCGCGGCUCAUCUUUCUUGCUACCUCCAUCCGUGGCAAUGGCUCUUCAGACAGCUUCCUUCUAGCAGCGAGACUGAUAGUCGGUUUUGAUGUGCCGCCGAGAAUGCAGUCCAUUUGGGUCAAGUGGAUUGUGCCGCCGUCAGGGAGAUUGAAGCUCAACACAGAUGCAAGUUUUUCCCUCGCUGGUGCGGCAGGUGGGGCGUGCUUGAGAGACUCUCGCGGUGGCCUUGUUGUUGGUUUGUGCUUUAAUUUGUCCGCCUCUUCUGCACUGGAAGCGGAGGCGUGUGCUUUGAGGCUGGCUCUACAAUGGUGCGAAGCCAUGGUGUUGCUGCCAGCGUUGGUCGAAGUUGACUCGCAAGCUCUUGCUCAUUUAGUGUCCUCUACUGCGGCAGCUGUUCCAUGGAGGAUGAGAGACGCAGUUUACUAUGCUCGUGCUUGCAUCUCUUCGUGGAACUCUUCGAUUCGGCACGUAUAUAGGGAGGCCAAUCAAGUUGCCGAUGCUCUCGCGGCUGUUGGUCUCAAUGCUCAAUCAUCAACAAUUUAUUAUUCCAUUAGCUCUUUACCUGUAAAUGUCAAGGUGGCUCUUAUGUACGAUUCCUGGGGGUUUGCUACCCAUCGGAAUGUUCGCCGUCAAUAA
This is a messenger RNA of Ipomoea nil (Japanese morning glory), 1257 nucleotides long. RefSeq lists its product as uncharacterized. NCBI's taxonomy places the organism in Eukaryota, Viridiplantae, Streptophyta, Magnoliopsida, Solanales, Convolvulaceae. The coding region runs from base 1 to 1257 and encodes 418 amino acids. Gene Ontology annotation, molecular function: RNA-DNA hybrid ribonuclease activity; nucleic acid binding. The transcript has a single exon. The record is from RefSeq and is a predicted model, not a curated record.